CGUGCUCUCUCGGACAGGGAAGGAGCCAGGCACCCUUGGCAUCUGGGCCCCGAGGAGGAGAAGAAGCCGGGGAGCUGGUGGCCACCUUCUGGGCUGCUUUCUUCCUGGUUUUCAAAAGGGCAGAAAUGCCUGAAGGGCAGGACUCAGGACCAGGCCCAAGCUGGGAAGUUGUCAACAGCAAGUCAGACGAAAGGCCCAGGCUCAGCCACUGUAUUGCGGAAUCAUGGAUGAACUUGAGCAUGUUUCUUCAAGAAAUGUCUCUUUUUAAACAGCAGAGCCCUGGCAAGUUUUGUCUCCUGGUCUGCAGCGUGUGUACAUUUUUUACCAUCUUGGGCAGUUAUGUCCCAGGGGUUAUACUCAGCUACCUAUUAUUACUAUUCGCCUUUCUCUGCCCGUUGUUUAAGUGUAAUGAUAUCGGACAGAAAGUCUGCAGCAAGAUCAAGUCCGUUCUGCUGAAACUAGAUUUUGGAAUUGGAGACUAUAUUAAUCAGAAGAAACGUGAGCGAUCUGAAGCAGCUAAAGAAAAAGGUCAUAGCGAUGACAGCGAAUUAGACUUUUCAGCUCUUUGUCCUAAGAUUAGCCUCACAGUCGCUGCCAAAGAGUUGUCUGUGUCGGACACGGACGUUUCCGAGGUCUCCUGGACGGACAACGGAACUUUCAAGCUCUCGGAGGGACACACUCCUGAGACUGAUACUUCGGAUGACCUUGACCGACCUGGGGAGGAUGUUUUCUCUGGAGAUCUUGCUGAUUUUCCCGCUCUAGAGCACAGCCCAGAAGCCGAGGAUGAAGAUGAGUUUGGUGUUGGCUUAGCCCAGGGGCUCCGGUGCAGGAAGGCGCGCUCAGACAGAUGCCCUCCUGGCGGCGGGGACCGGCCGGCAGGGGCAGCUCCUGGCAGUGACCCCAACGUCCAGCUGAUGAGAAACCUGGCCGGGGAUGUCAUCACCGCCACCGUGACGGCUGCCCUCCACGAGCAGCUGGAGGGUGCCAGGCAGGCGCUGGUCCAGGUGCUGCCCGGCGCGGGUGAGGACACGGACUCUGAGGAGGCCGACGACUUCGAACUCCUGGACCAGUCGGAGCUGGAGCAGAUGGAGAGCGAGUUGGGACUCUCCUCAGACCCAGAGGCCGGGUCCAGACCAGGCUUCUUCUCGCAGCUGCUGGGAGGUGGCCACUAGCCUAGACCCCGGCCCACAGGACCGCCCCACGAACUACCAAAAAAAUCCAAACAAGCAAAAAAAGAAAAAAAAAGGGAAAAAAAAUGAACUGUGAGCUUUACUGAUUACUUUAGAUUGGGGUUCCUAUUUCCCCUUCUGCAGUGAAUUAAUUGGAUAUAUAUCAGAUGAUCCAGAUCAGUUUUCUUCUUCUUUUCUUGUUCUUGUUCUUCUUCUUUUCUUUUUUUUUUGUGGUGCUGGGGAUCCAAUCCAGGGCCUCACACAUGCAAGGUGAUGCGUUUUGCCUCCAAGGGACACCUCCCGGCCCCCCUCAUAGUUUUAUAUGUCAUUAGCAUGGAAAUGUAUGUACUUCUUAAAUGUAUGUAUAAGUGUAUAUGUUCGCAGGCAUAUACAUAUACUAUGUUUUCAAAGAUUAAUAUUAGGGGUUGUUUUUAAAACAAAAAGAAAACACCUAAACAAAUCGAGACCCACCUAUACUUCUUCUUCUUCCUUUUUUUUUUUGGCUCUAAAGUUAAUUUCUCAACCACGCAAACUCAUGGUAAUUCACUGAAAUAUUAAUUAGGAAUACAUGCGGAAUCAGCUCCAAGUAUGUCCCUCAUACUUGGAAACAGUUAAAUUUUUUUUUUGGUUAAUUUUAAUGUAAAAAGACAAAAAAAAAAAAGCAAAAAAAUAACUGGGCAGACUUGGAAGAUACUCGCAAAACUAAUCCCUUAGGGAAAACUUCUGAAAUAUAAGUCACUCCUUGGCCUGGAUGCAUUGUCCCUACCAUGCAUUUCCUUGUUCUUUCCUUAUUCUGGGCUGGGUCAGCACCCCACUGACCUCUGGGUCCCCCUCUUGCAGUGCAGCACCAAGCUCUAGAAAACAGGCCCUUCGAUCACUUGAGAUGCCGGUUGGGAUAUCAGCCAAGAUUGAGCUGUGUUGUGUAGUUGUCAUACAUUUGUAAGAGAGCGGGCGCGGGGGGCCCGAGAGACAGGUCUACCUCACCUACUCAGAACAAGGCCGAAUACUCAUCUUCCAUGCUCUGUCAUGGGGAAAAGUCUCUUGCAAUCAUAAAACGAGUUCUGCUCUGUCCUGGGAGUGAUCCAUCAGCGGGAGAGAAGCAAUAACUGGUUUUUAUAGUCUGUGGCUUCCUGGAGGAGAAGAAACUGCUUGGUUUUAACACGUGUCUUCAUUCGUCAUUGGAAUCUGUUUUCUUCUUGGGAGGCUGGAGCUUGACCUUAAGCUUUUUGAGGUAACCAAACUGGAGGCGGGGGAUGGAGCUUAUGGGUACAAGAUAAUGCUUGCCUGGCAUGUGGGAGUUCCUGGGUUCGGUCCCCAGCACCACACAAAUCCAACCAAUGAAACAGACAAAUUAAUCUGUUUUUUUUUUUUAACAAAGGACUAAAGGGUAGCAAUCACGUGGGUUUUGUUUUUGUGGCAUAAAUGUUCAGGAGUGUUGAGGGACCACGUCAGCAGUGAUCAGCCGCCUCUUGAAUUUUCUGUGGCCCGCAGGGAGGAAGAAUAACCCAAGAAUAGAUGAUGUCUGGCCCUCCACCCGUCCUUGCCUCUCGUUUCUUAAGACUGAUGAUAGGCAAUCUGAAUUUUAAGGUAGCAUCUCUUAUUUAUUUUUUCUUCCUGAGGUACUAAGUAUGUAGACUGAAUUUUGCCAAAUGUUGAGGGGAGGCUAGUUCCCGAAGACUCUGAAUCCUUGCUUUUGUGAGGGACCUUCCAUGUCCUCCCUGCCCGCUGGCUCUGUGUGAUGACCUUUAUUGCUACAAAGUGAGCGUGUGCCUUCAUUCUCUUGCCUGUUUUGGUACAAGUGAAAAUCUGGUUUUAGUGCUACAAACCAUGUGGAUUUGGGAGGAAUCUGCCCGAAUUCUAUUCAGUAAGAAUUUCUGGACCUGAAGAAAAAUACAGUCACAUUUAUAUAAAAUAGUUGUUACCUGGA
Messenger RNA from Sorex fumeus (smoky shrew), 3096 nucleotides. RefSeq names its product reticulophagy regulator 1 (gene RETREG1). Gene Ontology annotation, cellular component: endoplasmic reticulum membrane. The transcript has 7 exons. Bases 126 to 1172 code for a protein of 348 amino acids. NCBI's taxonomy places the organism in Eukaryota, Metazoa, Chordata, Mammalia, Eulipotyphla, Soricidae. The record is from RefSeq and is a predicted model, not a curated record. Gene Ontology annotation, biological process: negative regulation of neuron apoptotic process; reticulophagy.